Messenger RNA from Cygnus olor (mute swan), 4667 nucleotides. RefSeq names its product ubiquitin specific peptidase 35 (gene USP35). Gene Ontology annotation, cellular component: nucleus; cytosol. NCBI's taxonomy places the organism in Eukaryota, Metazoa, Chordata, Aves, Anseriformes, Anatidae. Gene Ontology annotation, molecular function: cysteine-type endopeptidase activity; cysteine-type deubiquitinase activity. Bases 195 to 3227 code for a protein of 1010 amino acids. The record is from RefSeq and is a predicted model, not a curated record. The transcript has 10 exons. Gene Ontology annotation, biological process: ubiquitin-dependent protein catabolic process; protein deubiquitination.
GUGGUUUUGUGUAUUUAUUCCAGUUUUGGGACUUCAGUUUCAAUCAAGCAUCACCAGAGUGGAAGCUUUUCCGCAUCUCUCAGAAUACCACCAUGAAAAAGUCACAAGGAUUAUCAUCUUUAUAGUGUCCCAGAUGGCUUCCAAGCUCUGUUUCUGGUCCUGAAAGCUCAAUGAAUCUUCCCUGAACUAACCUGAUGCUCUGUUCCUUCUUCCAGCAGCUGGGAGCAGGGAUGGAUAAGAUACUGGAAGCUGUGGUGAUGUCCUCCUACCCCAACAACGUGAAGCAAGGCCUUGUGAGGCGCGUCAUCGAGGCGUCGAAGCAGCCCAUGGACAGUGAGCAGUGCUGGUCCAUGCUGGAGCUGUGUACCAAGCUUUAUCUCGUGGGGGACACCAAGUAUAAAAGAGAGAUCGGGAAGGAGGUUUUGGAGGUCUAUGGCCACUACCACCCGGAGGAAUUUGAGGAGUUCUUCAAUGUCCGCUUCCUACUGAGUCUCCUCCAGGAGGGCUACGGGCCUCUGGGGAAGAGAAGCCAUUACGUCCUCGAUUAUAUCCAGUUAGGGCUGCAGUUCGUCUUGGAAAGCCCAUCAGCAAACAGCAUUUUCAGCUUGUUGAGGAUCGAGGUGCUCCGGAAAGUCUGCGAGAGGCCUGGCCCCAAGCAGUGCGCCAAGAUCAGCAAACUCUUAACCCAACAUCCUCAGUGCAUUCCCACAGGCAAGCACCAGGUCUUGUUUUGUCAGCAGCUGAUCCGGUGCAUCGGGCAGUUCCAGUGCGUCUCCGAGGGGGAAGAGGACAUCAUGGAGUUUUUGGAGCAUGUGAACAAGGUGAGCGGUCUACUGCAGAGGAUCUGGAGGACUCAGACCUCAGCCAUCCUGCCCUCGUUGAAGGAGCUGUUCACUAUCAUUUCUUCAACAGAGGAGCAGGAAGCGCCGUCCAACGCCUUGGCCAGCGUGGUCCAGUUUGUGCCUCUGGAGCUGAUGGAUGGGGUCAUAAGGAACCUCACCAAUGACGACAGCAUCAGCGACGUGCAAAUGAUGAUGGCCAUUGGCAGGAUGAUCGACUGGGUGUCCUGGCCCCUGGGAAAGAACAUAGACAAGUGGAUUAUUGCUCUGCUGAAGGGUUUGGCUGCGGUGAAGAAGUUCAGCAUCUUGAUUGAGGUUACUCUUUCAAAAAUUGAAAAGGUCUUCUCCAAGUUGCUGUACCCCAUCGUGAGAGAGGGAGCUUUGUCCGUCCUGCAGUACAUGCUGCUGAGCUUCCAGCACUCCCACGAAGCGUUUCACUUGCUGCUCCCUCACAUCCCCAGGCUGGUGGCCUCUCUGAAGAAGGAAGACUCCAACUCUGCCACCAGCUCUCUGGAGCAGCUGGCCGAGCUCAUCCACUGCAUGUUCUUCCGCUUCUCAGGAUUUCCAGAUCUGUACGAACCAGUCUUGGAAGCGAUUAAAGCUCUUCCAAUUCCAAACGAAGACCGGAUUAAACAUCUCUUGGGACAGAAUGCUUGGACCUCCCAGAAGAACGAGCUAGCCUGCUUCUACCCACGCCUGGCAUCCAAAUCAGAGACGGGAAAGAUUGGCUUAAUUAACUUGGGAAACACCUGCUACAUGAAUAGCAUCAUACAGUCUCUUUUCAUGGCUUCAGACUUUCGGCAUUCGGUGUUGAAUUUAACCGAGGGCAACUCCCAGCCCCUGAUGACAAAACUCCAGUGGCUCUUUGCGUUUUUGGAGCACAGUCAGCGACCUGCCAUCUCACCUGAGAGCUUCCUCUCCGCCUCCUGGCCACCCUGGUUUACCCCUGGUGCUCAGCAGGACUGCUCGGAGUAUCUCAAGUACCUGCUGGAUCGAUUACACGAAGAAGAAAAAACUGGGAAAAGGAUCUACCAGAAACUCAAGGAGUCCAGCUUGAUGUCUCAGGCUGUGGAGCAUCAUUACUUAAACAAGACAUUGAUUGAGAAGAUGUUUGGGGGUAAAAUGAUGACAAAGAUCCGCUGCUUGAAGUGUCUGAAUGUGUCCUCCCGAGAAGAAGCCUUCACAGACCUGUCGUUGGCUUUCCCCCCGCCAGACAGGCACAUACAUGGGCCAGGGAGUGCCUCUGUUCUACCCGUGGAAGAAAUUGGCCCACAGUUUAUUGAGCCUCCUGAAAAGCCAAACCAGGUAAUGGGGUCUCCUUGGGUCCGAAGGAAGCCCCCCAUGUCUGGAGACCUCCCAGCUCAGCCGGUGCCAGUGGAAACGCUGGGUUUUCGGGAGGCUGGAGAACCAUCAAAUCCCUUAAGCAGUGAUGCUGUUGGAGCAGAAUCAACCAAAGACCCAACAUUGGCUUUUGGGGAGCAGGCGUCUGCUCCCAAGGACUCCAGAUCCGUCCCGGAUUUAAUCAACUAUUUCCUGUCCCCGGAGAGACUGACAGCGGAGAACAAAUAUCACUGUGAGAAAUGUGCUUCCUUGCAGGACGCCGAGAAGGUGGCGGAGCUGACAGAGGGGCCGCACUACCUCAUUCUCACGCUGCUGAGGUUCUCCUUCGACCCACGGACCAUGAAGAGGAAGAAGAUCCUGGACAACGUCUCUAUCCCUGUGGUGCUCAAGCUACCUGUCCUCGUCUCCUCGGAGGAAAAUGAGGAUGUUUGGCGACACAGGAAGGGCAGAGCUGGCCCGGGCAGCAGUUUUGUGUCUGUCGUGUACGACCUCUGCAGCGUGGUGGUGCACUCGGGCAUCUCCUCCGAGAGCGGACACUACUACUGCUACUCCAGAGAGUGCACUGACACCGUUCCCCACGGGCAGCCGCGGGAUGGGGCGCCGAAACCGGCUUCUGACAAGCAGUUGGACUUUGAAAUCCAGUGGUACCUCUUCAACGACACCAGGGUUUCCUUCUCCUCCUUCGAAUCGGUCAGCAACGUGACCUCUUUCUUCCCCAAGGACACUGCCUACGUGCUCUUCUACAGGCAGCGGCCGGGCAGGCAGAGCUGCCCGCUGCACGAGGCUGCGGCAGAGGCCAGCCACCUGCAUGGUGAACCCUCGCUCAAUAAGGACUUGAUGGAAGCCAUCUCCAAAGAUAACAUCCUCUACCUGCAGGAGCAGGAAAAAGAGGCGAGGAACCGAGCCGCCUACAUUUCCGCCUUGCCGAAAUCCCCGCUGUGGUGGAGGGACUUUGACAGGGACAAGGACGAUGACAGCUCCUCGGGGGGAUGCAGCCCUGCAGCGGGCGGAGGUGGAUCCGGCUCCUUUCACGGACUUGUCUUCUAGCAGCUGGGUUAAACCAGAACAUCAAACAUCCACGGGGCCAACCCAAAGCCAGAGGCUCCUCUUCCUCGCCCCGCUGACAGCGAGCAUCUCAAGAAGAGGAUUUGGGGAACGUCACGAUGGAAAAGGACUCGGGCUGGUUUGGAGGCUGCGUUGUUGGCACCUGGAGGGUCGUCCUGCUUCCUAUGCACUCGGUCUUAAACGCCUUAAACUAACCCUUGCAGCUCAGCGCCUGCAGACAGCUUGGAGAAGUGCCCUUGUGCUUCAGCGUGGCCAUGUCUUGCCUGCUGCCACCAGCCUGGGGAGGACACGGGGUGGGGAUGGGGUUGGGGAAGGACCCAGCAAUGGUCUGGGGAUGAAGGCUGCUCGUGCACAUCCCACCUGCAGCCCUUCACGCAGCACUGAGUUUUGGGGGACCUCUUCACAGUUGUUUUUAUUAAUGUGGUUGUGAAAGAUCACCUGAACAAACCUCUAGAGGUGGAAAAAGGCUGAAAAAAGGCCCAAAGAGGCCUCGCAGCCAACAUUGUGAUGCUGCUAUGCCGGGGGGGGAGCCUGUAAGCUUCCCUGGGGGCAGUGAGCAUCAGCAGGUUCACCAGAAGGGUUUGGUGCAGCAUUGCAAAGCACCCAAAAGAGGCCGAGGGGCACAAACCCCUCCAGCCAAGAGAGACUGACUGUGUGUGGUUGUUUUUUGGGGCUCUGUCAAGCCCCUCUUGCAUUACUGGUGAGCUCUGGAUGCUGUUAGUGUACAUGGCAGCCCAAGGCACGCAGCUGCUUGUCCAGAUGUGUCUUUAGGCUCGGUUAACCUGGCAUUUCAUGGCUUGAAAACUGGGCUUUCCUUUGAGACACCUUGAACUGAAAGACAGAGACCCCUGCAACCACUAGCUGUUUCUUCAAAGUCCUGAUUUACAAGGAGAGCAACCCAACCAAAUACGCUAUAUGCACCUAGCAUAAAUACCUAGUAUGUAAACCAAUGCUUUAUAUAAAUCAAUAAUGGGACAGGGACUGAUUUUGGUGGCAGGAGCCAGCCCAAGCCUUGGGCAGUGCAUCUAUAGGAUUGUGGCUCCCUCCCCGGCUGCUCCCCACCCAUCGUCCCAACCUGCUCCUUACUUGCGCCUGUAGUAGAUUUGCUCUAGCUCCAGUGGCAGACUUGUGCCUUAGGUCCUGGGUGUGGGGCCUAAUCCUGACGGGGGUUUUGGGGGAAGCAUUUUUUUUGCUGUGGAGGACAAGACAAAGCACAGACAUUGCUAUGGGGGAUGCAAGCAGAAAGUCUGCUAGAGAGGACAUUUUCUGGCACGGGAUCGAAUCUCUGGCAUAUACUAUCAUAUAUAUUCUUUUAUUGUCUUUCCUACAUAUAAAUAAAGGAAAUGAAUUAAUUCAACAGAGAAACUUCGUGUCUUACAGCAGUACUCACGGGGUGGAUGGGGUCAAAAAGAUGAUGGGAGA